Messenger RNA from Carassius auratus (goldfish), 2757 nucleotides. RefSeq names its product cerberus-like. The record is from RefSeq and is a predicted model, not a curated record. Lineage: Eukaryota; Metazoa; Chordata; Actinopteri; Cypriniformes; Cyprinidae. The coding region runs from base 272 to 1027 and encodes 251 amino acids. The transcript is spliced from 2 exons. Gene Ontology annotation, biological process: determination of heart left/right asymmetry.
CUCAGCCGUUAUACAGACAGGUGCAAUAGCUAUUUAAAUAAUAAAUAGCUAUAAUAAAGCAAUGAUGACCAAUCAUCAAAGAACCCGUUGAGAAUAUAUGAUGGUCAGCUCUGGCUUCAUGUCCACAACGACAGCAAGGUGCCCACAUACGGGAUCUUGAACCGCGAGAUUGCGAGAUAACGAACGACUUUCUUCAGCGAUUUUUUUUCUUGAGCGACAGAAAUCGAAUUUCGAACUCUCUAUAGUGUGUAACAUUCUCUCAUUAACAAAAAUGACGUUUCAAUUAAGCUUUUUUAUUCUGUUGUCAGUGGUCACUUUGGUUGGUGCUUUUUUCCCUCGCAGCGCUUUUCAGCGGGACUUUCACCGACACGUCGCGAAAGAUUUGGAAUCUUCCGGGAACGGACCAGACGAACCUCUUCGGGGAUCUGUCAGGGUUGUCAAAUUAAGCCCUCAUUCUCUGCGACGGGCAGCCGGUAGUCACGUGUCGCCCAAAAACUCACCGGGUAGAGGCGCGUUCCCCGCGUUCUUGGCUCUCGGACGUCCCGGCCCGUCAGUCCUGUCCCAUAACAAACCUGCGGCCCACCUCCUUCCGGUGAGCGCGAGCAGCACCAGCGCAGACGCCCGGAGGAAACAGGGGAUGGAGAUGUGGCAGAAAGUGAUGCACAAAAGCGAGCGAAGCAAAGAGGCCGUGGCGUUACGCAUUGAUCCCAAAGACAUGAGCAAACAGAGCUGUGCCACAGUGCCCUUCACACAGCGCAUAACGGAGGACGGCUGUGAGAAGGUGACGGUUCAUAAUAAUCUCUGCUACGGUCAGUGCAGCUCCAUGUUCGUCCCGUCCAGCGGAGAGUCCCGUGGACAGCAAAGAUCGUGCACUCGAUGCAGUCCCUCUAAAUCGCGCUCUGUGCUCGUACCCCUGCGCUGCGGGACAGAGGUGCGCGAGAGGCGCGUUGUGAUCGUUGAGGAGUGCAAAUGCGAAACAAGCAGUGAAGAGGUCAAAGUUAAGAACACGGAAAUGUUUCAUUUAUAACAGACAUUUUAAAGUUUUUUUUUUCUAAAACGUUCUAAUAUUUAAGUGCACCGAUGGUGUGUGUAGACUAGGCUAUAGGAUUACAAAGCCACACAAAUGUGGAAGAUCCGUGUCGUGUGUCUGAAGAGUGACCGAGAUUCGGUUCAGAAUGUGUUAAACACGAGUCCCUGGGAAUGCAGGGAAAAUCUUUCUGUAAACUGCCGUCUGAUAUUCAGCGGUAUCGUUUGUAUUAAACGAAAUGACAAUGCUGCUCUUGAGUUUUUUUUAUUUUUAAGAAUCAGUAAUUUUAUGGUUACGUGUAAUUUCAUAGCUGUACCGAUAAGUGUCGCUGUUGCAUGCAUAUGAUUUCAGCAUUUAUUUAAAAUUUUGUUUAUUCUGUUGUGUUGAUAAAAAAAUAAUUGAAUUGAGGUACAUUGAAACACAUCGCAGCGAGUGUAAAAGGUGGCCUGGUUUACUCGACUUCUUCAUACACAUUAUUAAUCAUUAUUAAUUCUCUACAUGUACUUACUAAAUGGUUAGGGUUAAAUUAGGAUUUGGCAUAGGGUUACUUGCAUGUAAUUAUGCAGGCUAUAGGCAAAUUGUUAUUAUAGCAUAGCCUAAUUUGUAAGUAUGUAAUAUGUGUAACAAGGAGACCUUAAAAUAAAGUGUUACCAUAUAUUUGUUGUAUUUUGUGAGAUGUAGGCUAUUUGAGUCUGGUGGCAUUAUCAGAGAAUUUAGUUCUUAAAUUCUUUAUGAAAAAAUAUAGGCUAAUCAGUUAAACUGUUCAAGCAACAAAUAUAAAAGUGGAGCGGUAUUAAAUGUAAAAGGUGCUAAAUCAAUAAAACAUCUGAAAGAAAACCCAUAACCUAAGCCUGUAUGUUUUUGUUUAAAUGCCCCCUAAUUAAUUUUUAUUCCAACUGGCUGGAAAAAGGUGGAGUUAACUCGUCCUAUACGAAAAAUUGCAGGAGGGAGAACAAGGGGGUGCUUUAAAUCGCCUGGCAGUCUGUCAAAACUUACUGAAAUUUAAAUUGCGCGCGAAAUAGCGCUCUCCAUCUACUCCUCGAGUGUAUUGUGGAUUUUACUGGCAGUUCUGGUCUACGUCAGUCUGCUAUAUGGGGAUAAUUAGGUAAACUUAAGUAAAUUAAUAAUUUAUUCAAAAGUGGUUACUCCUCGUGCAACAGAUGUGGCACUUUUUAUAUAAGUAGCGAAAACGCAUUAGAGGGCGCUGUUGCCGUGCAACGCUGAACGAAGCAGGGGCUUUUUUCGUAUUUAGGUUCACGUUUCACUCGUGCCAACUUAGAACCAGAGCUUUGGGAAAUCUAACCACCGUCGGUAAGCUCGUUAAAUGAUAACAACGCGAACCCGCGAGCGUCUCAGUAGGCUAUCUGUGAGGGGUUGGGCAAGCAAAGAAAGGCGGGAAAAAUACGCCAGAGAAACGCGCCAUUAAAACUGCAUUAGAGGAAAGUGGUGUGUGGUUAGUGCAAUCACUAGGUUGACAUUGCAACCCAGGGUGGCAGAUUGGUGUGAUAGGCAACUAGGGAAAUUUAUUAAAAGCAUUACAAAGAAACAAGCUUUUACGUUUGAAGCUAAUAUUAAUAAAAGCCUGUGUUCGCAUGAACAGCAGUACAAAAACUAGUAGCCUAUAAUUUGUCACUCAGCCCAUCUUAUUGUGUUUGUUCAGCCUGGUUUACUAUACAGUCAACCCACACAUGCCCAGCACUGAGUAUCUCCUGAGAGUGGACCAGUUGGAC